This is a messenger RNA of Lindgomyces ingoldianus, 1237 nucleotides long. Its product is annotated as UBC-like protein. The record is from RefSeq and is a predicted model, not a curated record. Lineage: Eukaryota; Fungi; Ascomycota; Dothideomycetes; Pleosporales; Lindgomycetaceae. The coding region runs from base 146 to 1027 and encodes 293 amino acids. The transcript is spliced from 2 exons.
CAACGUUUCAGCUCCAGCGACAUUGCUCACAAGCUUGAUUCACUCCGAUUUCCAAAUGAUAAACACCUUAUAGACAAGGCCGACCACAUUCUCUCGUUUCUACCCAGCAGGUCGUGCUUACUGUCUGCCUGCCAACUCGUUCGCCAUGGCGACACGAGGGCAGUUCAACACCAAGAAUCCCACCAUCAAGCGCAUCCUCAAAGAAGCCUCAGAGCUUGCAUCGAAUGCCUCUUCAGACUACCAUGCCGAACCCUUAGAAGACAACCUCUUUGAAUGGCAUUUCACACUUUGCGGACCGCCCGCUCCCUCCCCAUAUGAUGGCGGCAUCUACCACGGCCGUAUAGUUCUUCCACCGACAUACCCUCUACGCCCGCCCUCGUUCCGUUUCCUCACGCCCACCGGCCGCUUCGAAGUCAACCGAGAGAUUUGCUUAUCGAUAAGUGGGCACCAUGAGGAGACUUGGCAGCCAGCAUGGGGAAUCCGGACUGCCAUGGUUGCUAUAAGGAGCUUCAUGGAUACGGAUGCAAAGGGCCAACUAGGUGGUAUAGAAUGCAGUCCUCAGAUUAGGAAGCGUAUGGCGGGAGAGAGCGGAAAAUUUCGGUGCGGCGUCUGCGGCCGAUCGAAUGCCGACAUAAUGAAAGAGCGGGAAGAGGCCGCGAAGUUGAUAGAAGCCAAAGAGGGCAAGAAGAAGGAAGAAACCGUGCCCGAGGAGCUGAGACUGGCGUAUCGAGAUGAGCUGGAGGGGUCUGGGCCUGGAGGAGAGCCAGCGCAAAGCCCUCAGACAGGAUCGAAAGGCAAGGAGAGAGGUCAGGGCCUACUGUCUGCAUCCCCUCUUCCAGCACAAGCUAGGGCUCCUCCAGCUCUACCUACCAACGCGACAUCUCCUACCCCGAUUAGGACAGUUCAACCUCCCCCAAUGCAGCAGCUCGUCCACCAGCAACCUGAUCGCUCUCUAGCCUGGAUCGAUGCCUGCAUAUAUGGCGUUGUUGGAGCAUUGCUCUUUUUGAUGUUACGAAAGUUCCUCUAGAACACCAUAUUAUUCCUGUGUUCUCCAUACUUAAGGGAAGUGCUGAUAGACUUCCUUGGGUUACUAUAGACUUUGCAGAUCCAAUCUUCUUACAAUGUGCUGAGGAAGGACAUUAGUGUCGGUGAUAUCAAUAAGUAACGAUUUCUUGCAGCAAUUAUUCUCCUUAGCUUGAAGUAUGAUAGUAAGACGUUUCUUUGAUUUCCAAUAAUG